Messenger RNA from Scleropages formosus (Asian bonytongue), 3613 nucleotides. RefSeq names its product LIM domain binding 2a (gene ldb2a). Lineage: Eukaryota; Metazoa; Chordata; Actinopteri; Osteoglossiformes; Osteoglossidae. The record is from RefSeq and is a predicted model, not a curated record. The transcript is spliced from 10 exons. Bases 134 to 1321 code for a protein of 395 amino acids.
CCUCGGUGCGGAGCGCUCCGCUCUGCGUGCAUGUGUCUCCAACAUCCGCGCGCACCAGCCGCCUCGCGCCCCAUGUGCUCUGCAUGGAUGCUGAACUCGCGCAGUGCAGCCUGAACCCGCGGCCGCAGACGACAUGUCCAACACAGCGCACGACCCCUUCUACUCGUCCCCGUUCGGACCCUUCUACCGGAGACACUCGCCCUACAUGAUCCAGCCGGAGUAUCGCAUCUACGAGAUGAACAAGCGGCUCCAGUCGCGCACGGAGGAGAGCGACAACCUUUGGUGGGAUGCCUUUUCUACAGAGUUUUUUGAAGAUGAUGCCACAUUAACCCUUUCAUUCUGCUUGGAAGAUGGACCAAAGAGAUACACUAUUGGGAGAACCCUCAUCCCUCGAUACUUCAGCACCGUGUUUGAGGGUGGCGUCACGGACCUGUAUUACAUCCUCAAGCACUCCAAGGAGUCCUUCCACAACUCAUCCAUCACCGUGGACUGUGAUCAAUGCACCAUGGUCACUCAGCACGGAAAGCCAAUGUUUACAAAGGUUUGCACUGAAGGGCGACUAAUUCUCGAGUUCACCUUCGACGACCUCAUGAGGAUCAAGACUUGGCAUUUCACAAUAAGGCAGUACAGAGAACUAGUCCCACGCAGCAUUUUAGCUGUGCACGCACAAGACCCUCAGGUGCUGGAGCAGCUGUCAAAGAACAUCACCCGUGUGGGCCUGACCAACUUCACCCUCAACUACCUCAGGCUGUGCGUCAUCCUGGAGCCCAUGCAGGAGCUGAUGUCCAGGCACAAAACCUACAAUCUGAGCCCGCGGGACUGCCUCAAGACCUGCCUCUUCCAGAAGUGGCAGAGAAUGGUGGCACCACCAGCAGGACACCCACAGAACUUCAAAACGGAAAUUUUCCCUACAAAUCUCAAAAAAGCCGAGCCCACGAGACAGACGGCGACGAAGCGGCGAAAGAGGAAGAACUCGGCCAGCAGCGCGUCCAACAGCAGCGUGGGCAACAGCAGCAGCAAGAAGCGCAGCCCUGCCAGCAACUUCAGCCUCUCCAGCCAGCAGCAUCAGGAUCCCGUCCAAAUGAAAAAAGAUGUGAUGGUCGUCGGGGAGCCCACCCUGAUGGGCGGUGAGUUUGGCGACGAAGACGAGCGGCUCAUCACGCGCCUGGAGAACACGCAGUACGACGCAGCCAACGGCAUCGACGAUGAGGACGACUUCAACGGCUCCCCAGCGCUGGGCAACAAUAGCCCCUGGAGCAGCAAACCCCCCAAUAACCAGGACACCAAACCUGAGAGCGCAGCAACUCAGCCCUCACAGUAAGACCCCCCAACCUGCCCAACCACCCCCCCGGACUGGCCUGCUGCCCCUUUCCUGUGCCCCGACCACACACUGUCCUCACACACUGCAUCUGAUCAAGUUACAAGACGCCAUAUAACAAACCCAAGCAGUCGAAUCUCCCUGACCGUGUUGUCUCCGGUGGGUGGAGAGAGGUGGAAUUUCGACAUACGUGAUAUGUUACAUGUACUACUCCGCUGGAACUCCUACUGUGUGUGUGUGUGUGUGUGUGUGUGUGUGUGUGUGUGUGUGUGUGUGUGUGUGUAUCACCAUCGCCCGGGGCAUCCCUCGUAUUAGAAGGAGCCGGCAGCCUGAAGCAUCAAGCCAACGCAGGAGUCACCGAUGACAGUGCCAGGACUGUGUUCCCUCGAUUAAAAUCGCCACCACCACCUCGGACAUAUGGCAUUACUACGGUAUCUCCUGCCUGAGCUUUCUCAAAAAUGCUGACUUUUAAAGGGAUCCAUUGGCAGGUUUAGAAGAACAUUCCCCUCUGUGUCUGGGUGGGGGGGGCAGGAUAAAUGUCCCACAUUUAAGAACAACAAAGUCAUUUCAGCAUAUUUGCAUUUUUAUUGAAAAGCCAACUUUCUAUUUUAACAUGUUUUUUAUUUCGAUAAAACAUGCAUCCUUUGUUAGGUUCUGCAAAAGGCUUCAAAUAAGAUUCAUUUUUUCUGGAAUUGCCUUGUAAAGCAGUUGCAUUGUGGCACUACGUAUUUUCUACAGACCAUUUUGUUUUGUAUUUGUUUUUAUGACAUUUUUUUUCCCCCACCUCCCAUAACCUUGUAAACUAUCAGGUUGUGAAUUACUUGUGAGCGAGUCGCACGAUGGAUUUUAGUUAUUCCUAUAGUUUAGAAACUUUUCUUAUGUGACACUGGUCUUUUCAGACAGUGACUCCCAAACUGAACAACACACUGGACAAAUAAGCUUAAAAUCAGUUUUUUUUUUUUUUUUUCUUUUCUUUUUCAAAUUAGUUUUCUUAAGUCUGCGCAUUCAAUCGUGUCAGUUUUUGCUGCAUUGUACAAAAUGAAAUAUUAAAAGUAAUUUGAUUUUUUUCUCCAUUCAUAAUGAAUACAAGUAUAACUUGCGAUAUGCAGAGCAGUGCUAAACUGAAUAUCAAAUGGAGAAACAAGAUGGUAUCAGAGAUUUUUGUAUUCAAACUAUUUUGCAUAAGACUUGCGUUAAGAGUUAGGUGAAAGUGGAGGGGCCAUCGAUGCUGUUUCAGAAAGCCUCUCGCCGAAGAAGCGUUGUUGACCUUGAUCGAAGGGAGCUGAUGAAGUAUGAUUCUCGCCAGCCGUGACGGAGCGCAGACACUCAUGUGAUCACCACCCCCUCGUAGGGUUCGCUGUCUAUUUUUCACCUGAGGUGUGGCCCAUGUUGAACCGCUGAACUUGUGUACUUUCUAUCACUAUGUGUGCAAAAUAUUUUUCCACGUAGGUCCUAUAGCUUCUGCAUCAAAACAAGUCAAUGCAUGAGAGUGCGGCCCUUCAUCGCAUUGCCUGUUUACCACCUUUACCUCAUCUGCAACGCAUUGCGUGUCACCUGUUCCAUUUUUCUCCAAGCGGAAGAUGUUACCUUGGACUCCUCCUUCCAGAACGUGUCCUACCAGCCUACGUCCGACCCACCCUGGUCAGCUGUACUCGUGUGGUUCGUACAAGGUCUAAGGACUGCAUUGACACGACCUCAUCACUCGCUUCCUCCAAAAUGCGUCCCGCAGCACGGCCACCGUCACACUUUGCAUGUUAAGAGAAUCGUACCGUCGCUGGACUAGCGGUACAAAUGCAUGGGCAUUGUUCACGACAGGACAACGGGGUCACCGAUCGGUCAUUAACGUCUCUUUCGUUUCAUCGCAAACUGUGAUGCGUUUUGUUUCUGAUAUCGAUGCCCUGCGUUUGCUCACACCUGUGUCCAGCUGGUUCUGUUUUUCAGAUUGGGAACACUAUCACAAGGUCGAAGCUUUGUAAAUAAGCUACUGAUUCCAACAUCUGAAAGCCAUUCAACCCGUUUCUUAGAGGGAAGCUGAAUAUAACAAGCUUUUUGUGUUCUAAUAGUCCUUCAGAUGAAUCUGGUGUUUCUUUAAUCCUAAUCGUCAUUUACUAUGACCUCAACUGUCUCCUUUUUAUAUUUGUGUAUUUAUGUGUGCAUUUGUAAGAAAGGAAAAAGAACAUUUGAAUUUGUUUGGUUCUCCAUAUCGAUAUUGUUCAGCACAACUUGUAAAAUAUUAGCAUAUACGUAUGUCAUAUCUGAGGUAUUUUAUGUAUGCUUUGCCAUUAUGUGCGCCAA